This is a messenger RNA of Symbiodinium natans, 4035 nucleotides long. The record is from the annotation of a GenBank genome assembly. NCBI's taxonomy places the organism in Eukaryota, Dinophyceae, Suessiales, Symbiodiniaceae.
AUGAUGACACGAAGUGAGGAAGCGGCGUGCUUUCACCGUCACUUCACUGCCAAAUUCACAGCUGCUGCUGAAGCGCUCACGCAGCUAGAGACAACCACUCAGUUGCUGCAUGAACGUCAGGGAGAGCCCUGCGAAGGCCCCACGCUGCAGCCGACGGUGCUCGCCAGGCACUUGCAACACGCUCCGCUCAGAAAAGCCGUCCCCCCAGGCCACCCACCCAGUGCCAUCUGGCGCCUCUGCUCAGACAUCAUCGCGACAAGGGUCUGCCAUGUGCUAAAUACCCACUGGACCCCACAGCCUAACCGCGUGCCCCGGCCUUGGUCCGACGCGCACCUGGUCCUUAUCCGUAAGCCAGCCAAAACCGGUAAGGAAGAGGGACACUAUCGUCCGAUAGGUCUUCAAGACCAGCUAGGCAAACUCACCUUUAAAGCACUAGUCGAACCCUAUCAGGCAGACAUACACAGCAUCGCCGCACAAUUCCCCCAAUACGGCUACAUGCCGGGCAGGUCCCACCGCGAUGCCUUACGCAGGGUAUUCGACCACUGCGCGCACAUAAGGGCCAAGUGCCGCGCCCACCACUGCACACUACAUGACCGAUUUGAAGGCAAGGCAGCCACGGCCUUGAUCGGCGGCCUGCAGGUCACACUCGACCUCGCGGGAGCAUUUGAUGCCAUGCCCCGACAUCGACUCCUGGAAGGAAUGGAGCACAUGAACUUGCCGCUCUCCUUCAUACAGAUUGUCAUGUGUUGGCACCACCAAGCCCACUACCAUAUCAACCACGAUGGCACGGAUCGGGUUGUCCACGCUACACAGGGCGUGCGACAGGGUUGUGCGGUUGCACCCCUUCUCUGGCUCAUCUUCUCACACCUUAUCAGUGCAAAACUUGCGGCCAAGAUUGGCUACCACGCCACAGUCAAUCUCCUCAGCAUCUUCGCUGACGACUACCAUUGCUCGGGUGAGUUCAGCUCGACGCACGAUCUGGAGGUCAUUCUGUCGCACAUGGCCGUGCUCCUCCAUACACUGGCGGAUAUGGGAAUGACGGUUAGCCCCGCAAAAAGCAAGGCUAUACUCAAAUGCGCAGGUCCGGGGGCUGAACAGCUCAGGAGACGGUUCACACGCAAAACGGCCCAGGGGAAAGUCCUUCGUAUCUACAGUGCACAAGAAUGUAUCGACAUCCCGCUUGUUGAUUCAUUCACGUACUUGGGAGCGAUUGUCAGCUAUGAUCACUAUGAGGAUCGAACACUUGCGCACCGCUUAGAGGCGUGUGUCUAUACCGCCACUGUCUACGGGCUUGAUGCCUGUGGACUCGCGCCCCUUGGCGCCAAGAAGCUCACAGCGCAGAUCCUGCGACAAAUUCGACUCAUAGUCAGGGAUCCCGUGUACAUGACGGGUACAUCACACCAGCAGGUUUUGACCAAAUGGAACCUCCUUUCUCCGAUUGAGGCGCUAAGGCACCAACUUCAUAAGGAGACAGUUGAUCCGGAGACUCAACCGGAUAUCUUCAAAAGGGGGCCCGAUAGCGCAGCUUGGCAAAGAGUCAUGGAUACCCUACAAGACUUUUCACCCUCUCAGCUUGUCGAAAUGAACAAUCAGCGUGUCCAUGGCCACCCGUGUCCAGAGUGUGGAAUAUAUUUCGCCACCCGUGCCUCCAUGCUCGGCCACAUGACCCGUAAACAUAAAGACCACCCAGCACGCCCCGUCAAUCAGCCUACGCGCACCUUCGACAAACACAGUGACGCGCUGGGAGGGCUACCUCAAUGCAGCCACUGCAAAGUCAAACUCUGUGACUUCUCCAGUCUGCGCAAGCACAUUAACGAGCAGCGCUGUAAGGUGCUUUACCCCACGAGACGUGCCAGACCAACGGACGACUCGGAAAUACAGUUGCCGUACUUUCAGAGGAUAGACAGUGGCUCCGACACUACUGUGCCCUGUGCUCCCAGUGGAUUGUGUGCUCAAGUAAGGCCCCCAGACAGCACCCUGCCAAAUGUACUGUCUUGUGGCAAGUCUGCCUUAUGCAUCUCAAACUGCGUAACGACAGGACUGGCGAUGGAGGAGCUUCAGCAAGUCUUCGGCCCGCUGAUGAAGGACCAGCUGGAUCUCAUGGAGUGGGCACCGACGAUGAAGAGGGAAGCCGAACCGGAAUCGGCCCCUGCAGAGCGAGGCAAGGUUCCCAAGACAGAGCAGGGCAAAGGGCGCCCGCGUCAGCCGGCCCCUCCAAGCAAACAACACUGGCGCAAAGGUGGGGGCAAGGGACGUGGUCACGAAACCCCCAACCUGACCUACUUGAUCAAAGCACUGGCCAGACUAGCACUGCAACAGGAGACGGCGCUCAAGAUCCUACGCCAGGACUACAGCUGGGUGCUCUUCAUUCAACCGGGAGGAGGGAACAACGACCAGUACACUCUGAUCACGAUGCUGCACGCAAGCCUGAAAGACAUCGGAGGAGUGACGCAGACACCCUUCCAGAAGAAGGCAGAGGACAACAAAUGGCUACAGGAAGGCCAUUGGUGCUACCAGAAGUGGUCGCCGGCGUUGGGGAGCCUGGUGGUCGACGAGGGGAGGCCCCCGCUUCCACACGCGAAGCUAGUGGAAGCACUACAACUCCUUCUACCCAUCAUCAUGCAGCCCUACAUGAUACACAGAUUCCACGCCACACGCCCCCUAGCAGACACCAUGACAGGGGUCACGGCUUUCCAGCUGGACAUCUCCAAUCGCACGAAGGGCCACCCAACAGUAUGGGAGACACUGGAGGCAUUGACCGGCCUGUCGGCCAUGCAGGUCAUCGGCCUCCAACUAAGGAGGGACACGCUCAAGCAGUCACCGGCUGCCGCGCUUGUCCAACAGGUUGCGGACAUCCUCAAGUAUGGUGCCCAGGAACAGGCGUGGAGGGAUGUGUAUCAUGCGCGUAAGCCCAUUCACGUUCACGCACUGAGCUCCUGGCGGCCCUUGCUGUGCAAUUGGGCUAACCUCCACCAGCAACAUGACGCUUGUGAAUUCCUAGAACACCUCCUAGGAGCUGGACGACCCCAAGUUCUUCAAGGCAAGUGGGAAUCGCGCAUUGUUAGUGAGGUUGAGGGCACCGAGACCAGAGGACAGCACAACACACAGCGGUCCAUUACCCUUGACCUGGCGGACCCUUAUGCCACCACUAACCUCCAAGCACUUGUUGACCAUUGGCACACCGGCGGCACGUACGUACAGGCUUGCACGCAUCCUCCACGCAUCCUGCUUCUGCGCAUCUCGCGAUUCUUGGACACGGACGCUGGCGAGACGAUCAAAUUGCACACCAGGGUCACCAUUCCCACUGCAGUAAGGAUCCCGUAUUCGCUGGAGAUUGAUGAAAAAAUCCCAGAUGACAUGCCAUACCCACGGCACAUAGCUGAGCAAAUUGCGGCCGAUAUGAUUGCCUGUGGACAGGUGCGCAUGAGUGCAUGGAAGCUACUCUGUGACAGUCUGCCUAGGGGCGACCUGCGCAGUGAGGCGCAUGCCGACCUACCUGGCAGUAUGUGCUUUAUGAGUGGAGCCUACUCACAGGGCCCGCUACAUGGGCUUCGGCGCAACACUUCGAAGUUCCCAUGGGUUACGCUAAUGGUGUGUAGGUACAUCCGCUCCUGCACCCGGGUGCCCUUCACUAGCUUUGUGCUUCAGCGAAACACGUUCAUGCAUGCACAUAGGGAUAUGAACAACGCCGCACAAAGUGUCAAUGCAGUGCUACCCUGCUCGGCCUUCAUAGGAGGAGGAGUAUGGGUCUACGAUCCAGACGGCAGCCAUGCGUGUAUGGAUGGUACCAUGCAGGGCAACGUGCUAAAUCUCACACUGCCAGGAGUCACCUUUGACCCUCAACAAUGGCAUGAGACUCGCCCCUGGACAGGAGAUCGCAUCACGAUUGCAAUCUUCACAGUCAGGGCAGUGGAUGAGCUGAACCCUGCACACGUGGAUACGCUUCGGAGACUGGUGUUUGCAUUACCCACUACACCUGCAUCACCUGCACCACCUACACCACCUACAACAGACCCUGACCUUGACAGUGAGUGA